Messenger RNA from Monoraphidium neglectum, 801 nucleotides. RefSeq lists its product as hypothetical. The record is from RefSeq and is a predicted model, not a curated record. Lineage: Eukaryota; Viridiplantae; Chlorophyta; Chlorophyceae; Sphaeropleales; Selenastraceae. The transcript has a single exon. The annotation marks the transcript as partial.
GGCGGUGGCAGGGGAAGCGAGCAGGGCAGCGAGGCGGCGGCGCGGCGCGGCCCCCGGGGAUGGGGCGCGGAUGAGUUGCUGCUGCUGCUCUCCAGCCUGUCGGCACUCGACGCGCCCCCAGACGCCCUCCGCGCUGCAGCGCCGCUGCGCCGCGCCGCCCGCGCGUUGCUCCCGCGCCUAGGCCCCGGCGCCCUGGCGCGGCUGCUCGCGGCCGCCGCGGCGCUGCGGUGGGCGCCGGCGGGGCCGACGAUGCACGUCGCGUCGCUGCAGCUCUGGCGGUGCAUGCGGCGCCUGAAACCGGGAGAGCUCGCCGCGGCGGGCGGCGCGGCUGCGCGGCUGGGACUGCGGCUGGGGCGGCAGUGGAGCUCCCGUUUUCUGGCGUGCACCCGCGCGCUCGCGCGGCGCCGCGCCGCGGUCAGCGCGCGGCACCAGGGGGAACUGCAGUGGGCGGCGCAGUAUGCGUGGCGCUGCGCGGGCGGCGGCCGGCGGCGCGGCGGAUCGGCGGGUGCGUGCGCGGGGCUGCCGGCGGCGUCGGGGCUCGCCACGCGGCUGCAGCGGGCGCAGGCGCUGCGGCGGCGGCAGGCACAGCGGCAACAGGCCUGGCGGCGUCCCGCGGGCGCCGCGGCGGCUGUGAAGGGGCCGCUUCGCCUUGGGGCUGCAACUUGUCCCCGCCGCCCGAGUUUGAUAGUGCGGGGCUUGUCACGGCCGCUGGGCUUCCUCGCUUGGGCGUACCGCAGGCGGUUGGCGGCCGCGCGCCACAGGCGUUUUGCCGCCGUGGCAGCUGCGCCUCAAUCUGUGUGA